This is a messenger RNA of Penicillium taxi, 1515 nucleotides long. Its product is annotated as alpha-L-arabinofuranosidase B. Gene Ontology annotation, molecular function: alpha-L-arabinofuranosidase activity. Gene Ontology annotation, biological process: arabinan metabolic process; pectin catabolic process; L-arabinose metabolic process. The transcript has a single exon. Bases 1 to 1515 code for a protein of 504 amino acids. The record is from RefSeq and is a predicted model, not a curated record. NCBI's taxonomy places the organism in Eukaryota, Fungi, Ascomycota, Eurotiomycetes, Eurotiales, Aspergillaceae.
AUGUUCUCACGAGUCACUCCCGAGCGCUCCUGCGUAAUUUUCUUAGGGCUUCUUGCCACGGGCUGCCUUGUCACUGCCGGGCCCUGCGACCUCUACGCCUCUGGUGACACACCCUGUAUUGCGGCUCAUAGUACCACUAGAGCCCUGUAUAGUGAUUUUGACGACGCACUUUACCAGAUUCAGCGUGACUCCGAUGAUACUACUACUACAAUAACGCCAGUAUCAGCCGGUGGUAUCGCAGAUUCUUCUAUUCAAGACACUUUUUGUGCCAAUACGACCUGUGUUAUCUCAAUAAUCUACGACCAGUCCGGCAAUGGUAAUCACCUCACCCAGGCCCCUCCAGGUGGAUUUGAUGGCCCAGAAUCCAAUGAUUAUGACAACCUUGCCAGUGCAAUUGGCGCGCCUGUGAAUUUAAAUGGCAACAAGGUGUAUGGUGUCUUUGUCUCGCCUGGAACCGGCUACCGUAACAACGACGUCAGCGGCUCAGCUACGGGCGACGAGCCCGAGGGAAUGUAUGCAGUUCUUGACGGAACUCAUUACAAUGAUGCCUGUUGCUUUGACUAUGGGAAUGCGGAGACCAGUAGUACUGAUACAGGUGAUGCUCAUAUGGAAGCCAUCUACUAUGGCGACAGCACCAGCUGGGGAUAUGGUGCCGGCGACGGCCCAUGGAUCAUGGCAGAUCUCGAAAAUGGUCUAUUCUCUGGCAAAAGCGCUACCUCCAACACUGCUGACCCAUCGAUCUCUUAUCGAUUUGUCACUGCGAUCGUCAAAGGUACGGCUGACAAGUGGGCAAUCCGCGGCGCCAACGCUGCAUCUGGCUCACUAUCGACCUACUACAGUGGCGUGCGUCCUAGUGGCUAUGACCCAAUGGAGAAGGAGGGGGCCAUCAUUCUAGGUAUCGGUGGUGAUAACAGCGUCGGAGGCCAGGGCACGUUCUACGAGGGCGUGGUGACUUAUGGCUAUCCUUCAGAUGACACCGAGAAAUCGGUGCAGGCGAACAUUGUAGCUGCCAAGUAUACAACUGCAUCCCUGACUGGCGGACCGGCGAUAACUGUCGGAGACUCAAUCUCGUUCCGGGUCACGACGUCUGGCUAUACGACGCGUUACAUCGCCCAUACCGAUUCUACAGUGAAUACCCAGGUGGUCACCUCGUCCAGCACAACCACCCUUAAAGAGCAGGCCAGCUGGACGGUUCAAACAGGCCUUGGCAAUAGCCUCUGCUAUUCGUUUGAGUCUGUCGACACACCUGGUAGCUAUAUUCGGCACAAUGGUUUCGUGCUUUAUUUAGAUGCCAACGAUGACACCAAACUAUUUUACGAAGACGCCACGUUCUGUCCGCAGGCUGCCCUCAACGGCGAGGGCAACUCGAUCCGAUCCUGGAGCUAUCCCACCCGCUAUUUCCGCCACUUUGAGAACGAGCUCUAUGCUGCAAGCAACGGCGGUAUCCAUACAUUCGAUUCUGCAACCUCAUUUAACGAUGAUGUGAGCUUUGAGAUUAUCACCGGCUUUGCUUAG